Molecule: messenger RNA, 1710 nt
Organism: Pieris macdunnoughi
Lineage: Eukaryota; Metazoa; Arthropoda; Insecta; Lepidoptera; Pieridae
Source: the annotation of a GenBank genome assembly
AUGAAUCAAAACUACUCCGCCAAUCUAUAUCGUCAGAGAUUGAAAAAGACAAUGCGACCAACUAAAAGAGAAACUCUGUUGGAAAGUGUAAGAAGUGUGACAAAAGAGUAUUGUAAAGAGUCGUCCAUUUCAGGGCUCAAACAUUUAGUUGAAGAAAGGACACCUCAUAUAGAGAAAGCUAUCUGGACCAUCACAUUGAUAGCUGCUUUAAUAUGCUCUGUGUCCCUGGUGUGGAUGACUUUUCAAAGAUACUAUCAGGCACCUUUAGUCACCACUCAGAUACCAGAAGGGAUCUCAAUCAAUAAAAUAAUAUUUCCAGCUGUUGGGAUUUGUACUAAUAAUAGAAUUAGCAAGCGAGCAGUAACUGAAUUGGCAAACGCAUUAUUAAAAGAGAAACGAAACGAAAAGUACAAUGAGAAAAAGAUGUUGUCUAUGCUAUUUGGUUUAGGACUGCUAUACAAUCUUCAAAUGGAUCCCAAUAUUGUAGAUGUGAUGGAACUCCAUCAAACUCUCGGAGAAUAUGAUGUCAAUGAGCUAAUGAAAAAUUUAACCCCAAAAUGCGAGGACUUGCUCUUGCGAUGUUCUUGGAAUGAGAAUCCGAUGGCAUGCUCGAAAUUAUUUGAUUUCCGCCUCACAAUGAACGGAUAUUGCUGCACUUUUAACUACCUUCGCAGUUCAGAUGUUAUGUUUGAAGAAAGUACUGACGCUCGCAGUACUGAUAUGUAUAUGUAUGGAAACAAAUCCAGUUUUGAUUUCGACCAAGGAUUAAAAGUCUUACUGUACUUAGAAGAGGAUGACGACUUCUUCUAUAACACACCUUUAAAUGGAGCUCAGCUACAGUUCUCCGAUGCUUAUGAUUUUCCUGAUGCACCAAGUGGCAGUUUUUCAAUGCAAAUAGUCAGUCCACAUGUUCAAUUGGAGGUAUUAGCAUCAGCAUCCUUUACGGAAGCGUCGCGGGAUAUAGAACAUGUAUCGUUGAAGCUUCGCAAAUGCUUAUUUUUCGAUGAGUCCUCGUAUCUACCGUUUUACACCCACAGCGAUUGUCUGCUCAAGUGCCGUAUGUCUUUCCUAAUGGAAAAAUGCAAUUGCACGCCCUUCAACAUGCCCAAAAUAAGAAACACAAAGACGUGUGAUUUGACAGAUGUGCCGUGCUUAACGAAGUACCAUGCCCAAUCUACAACCGUCAGACCAGAUUUAGAAGAAAUCCCACCGGAAUUGGAGCUCGACCUAGUAGGAGGAGGUAUUUACUGUCCAAUGUGUUACCCAACUUGUUCAAAGACCACUUAUAAUUACGACUACACCAACGUUCAUAUCUUUCCGGACCACGUCAACCCGACACCGGAUAAGGACAAGAUAGACUGGCUGCAUGGUGCAAACUUUACAGGAACUUCCAUUGUGCACGUGAAAUACGGGAGGGAGGUAGCUGAUUGUUACGGGCAGAAUGUUAUCAUGAAAUGGUUUGAUCUGAUAAGCAAUAUUGGCUCAACAUGCGGCUUCGUAACUGGUUUCAGCUUUGUAUCUGUAUUGGAAUUUUUUUAUUUCUAUACGGUGAAGCUCAUGAGAGACUAUGUUAUUCGACGGCGACGUGAACGGCGCAUUGCGAGCGGCGCUUCCACUCCCGCUCAAUUCGAUCAUGACUGUCGCUACAGACCGAUAUAUUGGAACGAAAUCACUGGUCCUAAAGGGUCCAGAGUGGAAAACCAAUUUUAA